This is a messenger RNA of Mustela lutreola (European mink), 4060 nucleotides long. RefSeq names its product C-type lectin domain family 2 member A (gene CLEC2A). The transcript has 5 exons. The record is from RefSeq and is a predicted model, not a curated record. NCBI's taxonomy places the organism in Eukaryota, Metazoa, Chordata, Mammalia, Carnivora, Mustelidae. The coding region runs from base 634 to 1146 and encodes 170 amino acids.
UGAUAGAUAGAUGAUUGAAAUAGAUACACUUGACAAAAAUGCCAGGCAUCAUUAUUCUAAGUAUUUUCCAUGUAGUAUCUCGUUUGACCAUUGCAACAUACCUAUAGGUAAGUAUAAUUUACUCUUAAUUUUACAGAACUGAGCAACAGAGCUAAAUAGCUUUCUCAAAAUCAUGUAAUAACUGCACUUGAACCUAUACAGAACGAAUAAUGUGUGUGUGUGUGUGUGUGUAAUUACUAUUAAUGAUUUGACUUUUUAUAAAAAUGAUAAGUGAGAUGAUUCCAAGAAAUAGUAAGGAGUGUUUUAAUAAGAUGAACAUUUUUUUUCUGUGAGUUCCACACAAUAUGGCACACAGGACAUUUUUAUUAUUUGUGGACAAAAAUAUUCUGCCAAUUUUAUGAUACUCUUAUGCAAACAUGCUUUUGGAUGAUUUUCCAUUUUUAAUGAUGUGUUCACUUUUAUCUCGAUCUGAACUGAUAAGACUGAUUACUCACCGCUUCUCCUUGGAUUAAAUGAAUGUGUUGUCAGUUGUUUUGCUCCUGUUAUACAGAAAGCUUGCUCGGCUUUUUGUGAUCCACGUCUGUAAGUCCUUCUAGUUAUUUUCUUUGAUUUGGAUCAAUCACCACAGUUGCCAUGGUCACCCCAGAGCAGCAUGAUGGCAGGCAUGAUAACUGGAAACCCAGGACAAUUUGCAAGUUGGAAAAAUGCUGGAUGUUAUACCUUUGUAUGUGCAUCAUACUUCUCAUAGUGGUCAUUCUUGUGAUAGCAGUAUUUUUCAAAUGUCCCAAAACUGUGGAGUGUUCAGGUGAAUGGAUUGGAGUAAGAAAAAAGUGUUUCUAUUUUUCCAGUGAUACCAAAAAUUGGACAGCCAGUGAACAAUUUUGCCUUUCACAGGGAUCAGAACUUGCUCAUAUUGAUACACAAGAGGAUAUGGAGUUUUUGAGGAGACACGCAGGAACUUUUAUGCACUGGAUUGGAUUGAACAGAAAACAAGGAGAAUCUUGGAAAUGGACAAAUGGUACCAUAUUCAACCCUUGGUUUGAAAUUAGUGGGAAUGGAUCCUUUGCUUUUCUGAAUGCUGAUGGAGUCCAUAGUUCUAGGGGAUUUAUUGAUAUUAAGUGGAUUUGCAGCAAACCUCAAUUUUAAUUGAGCAAAAAAACUGGAAAAUGACUAUCACACUUCCGAGAUAAAGAAAAGGCCUAGGUAGGUAAUAGUUCUCACUAGUUAUGCUGUUGAAUACUGAAUUUUGCAGAUUUUAAACAAAGGAAUUAAAAACUGUUGAAUGAAAGAACCUCAUCAAAACAAGACACACAACUGCCCAUUAUAAGCACAAAUCAGGAAACUUCUACUAAAGAGAAGCAAAUAAAGUAAUCACAAAUAAUUAGAUGACCUGCAACUGCAAUAAUGAUUUUAAGCAAAUUUAAAGAGAUCUAUGUUGAUAGACCAGCCAACAUUUACUUAGCUUAAGAGUUAGAGAAAUAUAUGUGUUCCAAAUGUGUAAAUAUUACAAAAUACUAACAAUAAUAACUUUGGUGAAAAGAAAUGCUACAAGAGAAUAACCUAUGAAAAGACAUUCACUUCAAUGACAUAAAAACAAGGAAAAACCCACCCAUAAGGAUCCUAACUCUAUCAGUAAAAAUCACUGAUAAAUGAUCAGAAUUAUAUAUUAAAUUAUAAAGCUCACUCAAAGCAAUCUACAGAUUCAAUGCAAUCUUCAUCAAAAUACCAAUGGCAUAUUUCACAGAAUUAGAACCAAGAAUCUUAAAAUCUGUAUGGGAUCACAAAAGACUCCAAAGCAAUCUUGAGGAAGAAGAAAAAAAACAAAAAAAAAAAGCUGGAGGCAUCCCACUCCCUGAUUUCAAACUAUGCUACCGAGCUGUAGUAAUCAAAAUAGUAUGGUACUGGCACAAAAACAGAUUCAUGGAUCAAUGAAAUAGAAUAGACACCCCAGAAAUGAAACCCACACUUAUAUGUCAAUUAACCUCUGACAAAGGAGGUACAAAUAUAAAAUGGGGAAAAGACAGUCAUUUCAAUAAAUAAUGUUGAAAAAACUGGACACUAAAUGCCAAGGAAUGAAACUGACCACUAUCUUACACCAUAAACAAAAAUAAAUUCAAAUUGACUGAAAGGCUUUACUAUAAGACCUGAAACCAUAAAACUCUUAGAAGAAAACAGAGAUGGUAAGCCAUUUGAAAUCAGAAUUUUUUUUUUUUUUUUGGACCAGUGUCCUCAGACAAAGCAACAAAAGCUAAAAUAAACAAAUGAGAUUACUCAAACUUAGAGAUCUUUUGCACAGUGAAGAAAAACAUUAACAAAAUGAGAAGAUAUCUUGAACUUUAAAAAAAAAAAUCUAUACUUUUAUUGCCAUUCUGGUCAAAAUUACACCAGUAUUUUUCUCUUUUAUUUAAUUUAUUUUUUAUUUUCAGUAUUCAUUAUUUUUGCACCACACCCAGUGCUCCAUGCUAUCCGUGCCCUCUAUAAUACCCACCACCUGGUACCCCGACCUCCCAUCCCCUGCUCUUUCAAAACCCUCAGAUUGUUUUUCAGAGUCUCUCAUGGUGCACCUCCCCUUCCAAUUUACCCCAACUUCCUUCUCCUCUCUAUCUCCCCAUUUCCUCAAUGCUAUUUGUUAUACUCCAAAAAUAAGUGAAACCAUAUGAUAAUUGACUCUCUCUGCUUGACAUAUUUCACUCAGCAUAAUCUCUUCCAGUACUGUCCAUGUUGCUACAAAAGUUGGGCAUUCAUCCUUUCUGAUGGAGGCAUACUACUCCAUAGUGUAUAUGGACCACAUCUUCCUUAUCCAAUCAUCCGUUGAAGGGCAUCUUGGUUCUUUCCACAGUUCGGUGACCGUGGCCAUUGCUGCUAUAAACAUUGGGGUACAGAUGGCCCUUCUUUUCACGACAUCUGUAUCUUUGGGGUAAAUACCCAGGAGUGCAAUGGCAGGGUCAUAGGGAAGUUCUAUUUUUAAUUUCUUGAGGAAUCUCCACAUUGUUCUCCAAAGAGGCUGCACCAACUUGCAUUCCCACCAACAGUGUAAGAGGGUUCCCCUUUCUCCACAUCCCCUCCAACACAUGUUGUUUCCUGUCUUGCUAAAUUUGGCCAUUCUAACUGGUGUAAGGUGAUAUCUCAAUGUAGUUUUAAUUUGAAUCUCCCUGAUGGCUAGUGAUGAUGAACAUUUUUUUUCAUGUGUCGGAUAACCAUUUGUAUGUCUUCAUUGGAGAAGUGUCUGUCCAUAUCUUCUGCCCAUUUUUUGAUAUGAUUGUCUGUUUUGUGUGUGUUGAGUUUGGAAAAAAGACAGUCUCUUCAAUAAAUGGUGCUGGGAAAACUGGGCAGCUAUAUGUAGAAGAAUGAAACUCGACCAUUCUUUUACACCGUACACAAAGAUAAACUCAAAAUGGAUAAAAGACCUCAAUGUGAGACGGGAAUCCAUCAGAAUCCUAGAGGAGAACAUAGGCAGUAAUCUCUUCGAUAUCAGCCACAGCAACUUCUUUCAAGAUAUGUCUCCAAAGGCAAAGGGAACAAAAGCGAAAAUGAACUUUUGGGACUUCAUCAAAUUCAAAAGCUUCUGCACAGCAAAGGAAACAGUCAAGAAAACAAAGAGGCAACCCACGGAAUGGGAGAAGAUAUUUGCAAAUGAUAGUACAGAGAAAAGGUUGAUAUCCAGGAUCUAUAAUGAACUCCUCAAAAACCAGUAUUUUUCAAAGAGCUGGAGCAAAUAAUCCUAAAAUUCAUAUGGAAUCAGAAGAGAUCCCGAAUUGCUAAGGAAUUUUGAAAAAGAAAAACAAAACUGGGGGCAUCAUGUUAUCUGAUUUCAAGCUUUACUACAAAGCUGUGAUCACCAAGACAUCACGGUACUCACAUAAAAACAGACACAUAGACCAGUGGAACAGAGUAGAGAGCCCAGAUAUGGACCCUCAACUCUAUGGUCAAAUAAUAAUUAAUUUCAUGUAUUUAAAGCACAUUUGUAUUUCAAAAUAAAUGUAACAGUUUGUGUCCACUAUAUACGUAAGGUCAUUAUUUAACUCCUCCAAGUUGACCAUAGUAAAUUAUAAACCAUCAG